AUGUCCUCUUACCCCAUCAUCACCAUAGCAGGUCCAUCACGUCUUACAAAGGCUGUCCAGCUGCCGCGAGCAGUCCCUCCUCUUCUUCACUCAUUCCACCCAUGGACCCACUCCUCACGCCGAUCGGCUACCACAUCUUCUUCUGCUGAGUCGGUCAGUGACACUAGAAGCCGUGGUCGAGGCAACAGGGCUGGUCCAGUCCCGAAGUCUCGCCAGGAGUGGGAGAGUGACUUUGCUUCGAUCUUUCAUUCCUCACCUCGUGGUCGGAAGGCUCGUUGGCUAGGUGACAGCGUGCCAUAUCCCGGCAACCCUACCUUCAAACCACCACCGCCCCUUUCCAAUGAACUUCAAGACUCCAUACACGCAGAGCUGCGUACCGGGGCCAAGACGGUCGGACAGAUAGCCGAUAGAUUCAAUGUGAGCAAAGCUCGGAUAGAGGCCAUAAGGAAACUGAAGGGGGUCGAGGAGGAGUACCUACGUCAGGGCAUGCCACUGCAAUACGCUUUCCUUCAAGGCAUGCAACCACUCCUCGGUGUCGCUCCCGCUUUCCGUUCUCCUCGCCGUGCAUCAUCUUCGGUCGAGAACGAAGCCGCUGAGCGAGAGAUGAUCCAGCUCCGUCACGAGGACACGACUGCGACUCUGGAACGUGAAGAAGAGUCUCGUUUCGAAGCAGGUAUCGGCGGAGGAGGCUCCUUCGGUGAUCGAGUGGCCCAGCGAGGGGCUGAGGGUCUGGAGAGAACCGUGUGGGAGUUUAGGGGAGAAGACGAGGUCGUUGAAGCCAUGGCAUCAGAACAAGCUGGACGUCGGGCCGAGGAGGUCGGGAAAGAGUACACAGAUGCGGUGGAUGAAGCUUUGGAGACUUUGACCCCACUGGACCCUGCCAUCACCCAACCUGGCAUCUUCUUCCGUGACACACACCCCAUCCGUACAGCUCUCGCUUUCUGGCAGUUGGCCGAGAAAGAGAUCUCGGAACACGGUCUGGACACAUGCAAUGAUCAGUUAGGUCGAAGUCUUGUCGAAGCGUAUCAUUCCUCUCAGCUGGAAUACUGCGUACCUAAAGGUGUGACUACCCCCUUCCGUCUUACCGCUUCGGUCGAUGUACCCAUCAACGCCAGUGGUCUCCUUCCCGACCAUUGGCGACCUGGAGACCUGGUCCCUCCGACUCACGUGGCCUGUACACCCGUCCAUCGAAACCCUUCCUCCAAGUGGUGGCCUUACCCUGCAGCACCUUGCUUCUCUACCAAUCUCCGAGCGGACGCCGAUGAGAGGAGCAAAUAUCAUGCGGUCGGAUGCGAUUUGACUCCUGAUGGUAUGGCUUUGAAUGAAGAAAUGGGAAGGGAACGGUUCGUGGGAGUGGAUACGACCAUAGAUGGAGAUGACGACCACGGAGAGGCAUGCAGGGAGAGGGUGGAACAUACAUUGGUCAUCAUUGGCAGGCAGGAUCAAUGGAAUCCAUUCCAUGUUGCCGAGGAUCUCAUCACCACUCUCGUCACUAUCUUCAUAGCGGCCCGUACGGAGCCUGCUUUCAUCGAUACCCGAGUACAGCUGGUCUUCAAGGACGAAUUCAGUCUAGAAGGAAACCACUUCACUCCGUUAUGGGAUAGAAUGGGAGCAUGGGCCCCUAGGCGUUUAGCCCUAGACCCUUGGACAGAAGGAGUUUGUUUGACAAAUACUAUCCACAGUGUUGGCGCCGGAGCAUCUUUGUUAUCGGCCAUGGGCGUGGGCCAAAGCAACACCUGCACUUCAUCCAUCACUUGGGCAGCUUCUCACUACUACCGCCAUCUCAUGGGUCUGCAACCGCCUUCAAUCACUCAAUCAAGACCCGGAGGAGGCACGGGUUCCAUCAACGUCCUCUGGCUGUCACGUUCAAAGCUGGAUGCCUACGCAACGAAACACAACGAUCUCGGUCCCUGGCGAGCAAAUCGAGUAUUGACCAAUGAGCCGCAGCUUCUUGAUCGGUUCCGAUCUGGGCUCCAAGACAUGUGUCUGGGUUCAGGCCCGGGAUCCCACAGUCUCUUUGCUAAUCGAGGGUGCAUCUUUCAAGAUGCCCAAGAUAAACCCGAGAGUUGGGGGUCAUCUGCAAAUGAAGACGGACCCGUGAAUGUCCGAUUUGCGACCAUCGACCCUACCGUUCAUUCACUCGAAGAUCAGAUCCAUUUUGUGGGCCAUACAACCAUCAUGAUCUCAUCUCAUGGAGGUGCCAUGGGUCUGUCCCUGUUCCUCCCACCUGGAUUGGGAGCCAUGAUUGAGUUGCAGGUGAUAGAAGUCAGGGGAAAUUAUCAUUUCGAGCACAUGGCUGCUCAAACGGGACAUGGUUAUGAGAGGGUGGAGAUCGAUCGGAGGGUGGACGUGGAACAUGUCUGGGACAGGCUGAGGUAUUGGGUGGAACUGGUGGUGAAAGAUCUAGGCCUGGAAUAGAAUUAAAAUUGCAGAAUCGCUUUAUCUGGCGGGACAUUUGUUGAGAUGGACAUACAUGCGUACAUUGAGUAUCUGGACUGUGAUACCAUAGACGAUGUGUUGUACACUACAUGGAAUCAGUCAAAGG
Molecule: messenger RNA, 2545 nt
Organism: Tremella mesenterica DSM 1558
Lineage: Eukaryota; Fungi; Basidiomycota; Tremellomycetes; Tremellales; Tremellaceae
Exons: 7
Coding region: 1-2418 (805 amino acids)
Biological process (GO): mitochondrial translation
Cellular component (GO): mitochondrial small ribosomal subunit
Molecular function (GO): structural constituent of ribosome
Source: RefSeq, a predicted model, not a curated record